Molecule: messenger RNA, 1681 nt
Organism: Rattus norvegicus (Norway rat)
Lineage: Eukaryota; Metazoa; Chordata; Mammalia; Rodentia; Muridae
Product: RIKEN cDNA C130050O18 gene like
Source: RefSeq, a predicted model, not a curated record
CAUUUGGAUUCUUCGGGGUCACAUGGUCCAAACAUAGCCCGCUUAAACACAGUGUGUGGUUUGGACAACUCCAGGCUAAAUCCUGUUUUUCCUUAGAAACUGUGGGCGUCUGUGCCAGCCUGUCUUUGGAAAGUGUGGAGCAAUGGAGGGAAGACUGGAUGAACAAAGAACUUGUGCCAGCCUCACAGCAGCCCCCCAGUGCUGACAGAGCUUUGUUUGACCCCAGGGCCUAGCACAGGUGAGCACUGUCUUAUGUCCUGGGGAGGUAGGCGCCCUGCUCACCCAGCUUGUCUUCCUGCGUGUGACUGACCAGUGAAUGCACCCAGGGCCACUCUCAGCUGUGGUCUGAGAACUCUCCUGAAGAUGGACCGUCACAACAUGUCCUGGAUCCACUACCCGAGCCAAGUGUCCCCGGCUGUGGAGGACGUCAUCGCAGCACAGAGCAUCAUUUCUAGGUGCACACAUGUGUAUGUGGCAGUGUGCGUCCCACUGAGCCUAGUGCUGGGGCUCUUCAGUCUCAACGUCUUCAUCCGGGACCGUACUAGGCUGGGGGUACUGGACAGACUCCUUGCAGGCCUCACGGCCACUAGCAUCUCAGUGACUCUACUGUCCCUCAAUGCUGCUGGCCGACCCGACUACAUAUCCACGACAAACCUGGGCUGCGGGGCACUCUCAUUCUUCUCUAAUGUCUGCUACUUCAUGGCCCAGUACCUGCAGGGAGCCACGCUUCCCCUGGCCUUUCUGCCGGGAUCUCCCUGCUGUCAGCUCUUGGCAAGGCCUGUGGCAAGCCUAGCUGCUAUCGGGGGCUGUGCUGUCUGUAGCGCCCUCAUCGUGGUGUCCCUGCUGGGUACAUUUGGCGAGUUGCACACAACCACCAUGUGCCAGGCAGAUCCGCUGACUGCAUGGCCCGAAUACGAGAUUGUCAAGUUCAGCCUGGGCUUUGCACUUGCUUUGAGCUUCCAGAUGGUUCUCUUCCUCCUAUAUGCUACACAGCCGGCCUGGCGAGUGGCUCCUGAUCAGAGGGACACAGCGUCUGGACGCUGGGUGGUACUGGCUGUGGCUCUCAACAUGUUCGCCUGCAGACUCUUCUUCAAUGUGGUCCUCCUGCAUCGGGCCCAGCUGAAGCUGUGGAAGGAUGUGGGCUCCCCUCGGGAUGAGCUGCUCAUGAACCUCGCAGAGCUGGCCCUGUCCGGGGAGAGCUGCAUCAACAUGGUGGCCAUCCUCCUCCUCCACACACCAUGCAGGCUCAGGUUGCUUGGCCUCCUUGAGCACCUCACACAGAGAUGCAGGCGGGGGCCGGACACCAGCAUGUCCUUGAACAGAGUAGGGGGCUAGCCAGGGCCUGCCUGCUGGCACAGGCCACACCCCUCGCUAGUGCUCAGGGAAGACGGCCUUCCCAGGGAGCCUGAGCAGGCUUCCUAUGUUUUGGAUGGUUAGCUUGCCUAUGUUUACCUCAACCUACGCAAAUCAAGACGGUCUCUCUUCCCACACCUUCAGUCACACUUGAGGGACGCAGUGACAUAGGUAAGGAGGCUAACCAAAAACCAUGGGUCUGCUGGAGGGUGUCCUGACGAUGAUGGCACAUGUAACCACCUUGCCUGUUGGUUGCCACCUUCUACGCAACAAUCCAGGCUGACGACACAGGAAAGGCACUGUGGAAAUAAACAUGGUUUUCACCUAA